GUAAACUACAAAUACUUUAAGUGAACCGACAUAUUUUGAGAAGAACAGUUAUACAUUUUAGUAAUAAAAUUUGUUGCUUUAUUUACCAAAUACAUUAAAAUGGAAGUAGUUGUAAGAUCAGACAUCCAGCCUGGAGUUAUAGACAUGAACAUCAUUCAAGAGGCAGUUAAAGAGCAAGGACCUAAAGGUGAAGCAGGAAAACUGAUUGAAGAAGAGGGGUAUGACCUCAAAGAAAUUGGCUACUUGAGACUGGAGUUUCUGAAUAUUUUGCGCAUUGACCACCUUUGGAUGAUGACGGGCCUUACCAAGCUACAACUGGGUAACAAUAUAAUUGAGAAAAUUGAGAAUUUGGAAACACUGGUAAAUUUAAGAGAGCUGGACCUGUCUUUCAACCGGAUAAAGGUUAUAGAGAACCUAGAGAAUCUGGGGAAAGUUGAAACUCUAACAUUGUUUCAGAACUGCAUUAAAAAAGUUGAAAAUUUGGAUUGCUUGAAAAAAUUGGAAAUAUUCAGUAUUGGAAAUAACGAUAUUGAAGAUGAGAGAUGUGUUCUUUACCUGCGAAAUUUCAAGAACCUGAAAUCGUUGAACAUGGCAGGCAAUCCCUGCGCUCAUGAGGGCUUCAGAGAGUAUGUUGCUGCGUUUAUUCCGCAGCUUGUCUAUUACGAGUACCGACUACUCACUGAGAAAGAAAUACAACUUGCUCGCAGCAAAUACUUGAAAGAUCUGGAGCAAGUUGAGAAAGAGGAGGGCAUUGCUGAAGCGGAGGAACGAAAGGCCUGUGAACGAAGAACAAGAGAACUUCUGCACUCAGAGGCCUUUGUGGAACAGAUGGACGGUGAUCAGUUGAGUGAGGCUAUGUUCAGUUGUGACCCGAGCGGCCGAGCUUUGCAACUAAUGGAUGAGGAGGCAGAAGAACUGUUUAGUAGCUUUCAAGAGCAAGUUAGGUCAGUUACAACUGAAAUCUUCAAUCUUGGGCAACAACAGUUGAAGCUACGCAAUGAAGAAAUCCAACAGUUCAUGCAGUGUGUUCAACAAGCUAAAAGCCGCAGCCAGAAGAAAAGCCAACAGAUUGUAGAAGAAUUCACAACCAGCAAAAACCAGAUAUUUGUCAGAGUUCAGGAGCUAAUGGCAGCAUCAAGAGAAAAUGAAGCAGACAAAGAAUCAAUAGCAGUCACUAUCGGGGCAAAAAUAACUGAGUUUCAUGAUCUUUGUCAGAAAACAUGGAAGAGUCUAAUGGGCAUAGAGCUGGUCUUGUUUGAGCAGUUUGAGGAGCUGAAUGUUGAGUUUGAGAAGAAUCUUGAGGACAUGGUUACUCAGUUUAUUGAGGAAGCUCAAGUACAUUUCACUCUGAUACGAGAACACGAGAAUAUAUUUAGUCAAGUUUUAAAAGAUCUUGCAAUGAGGUUCCUUACACAUCUUACCUCUCGAAGAGAUGACUUAUCCAUGUUACCAUCAACGCUACAGGAGAUAAUGACAGACAAGGAGACUCUAGCUGCAGCCCUUGCUGUGUCACAUGACCUUCAUCUACAAGUGAUAGACAACAGAGAGGAUCAGCUGAUCACUAGAGUGAGAGGAUGGCACAGAGACCUGUGUGAUGACCUACAGACGGAAGAGAUUUCGCGCAAUCGAGCGACUGUUUUGGAAAUCAACCAUUUCCUGGACAUUCAGAAAGAAGAGUUUGACUUAUUCAACCUAGACUUGGGGGAUGAUGAUUUCCUACUUGGAGAGGAAAACAUUGUCUCUUCCUCUACACCACGGUCUGGCUCAUUGACCAACCGGAUUUAGAUAGUUGAAUAUGUUUUAAGAAAUAAAUAAAUCUUU
This is a messenger RNA of Macrosteles quadrilineatus (aster leafhopper), 1821 nucleotides long. RefSeq names its product dynein regulatory complex subunit 3-like. Lineage: Eukaryota; Metazoa; Arthropoda; Insecta; Hemiptera; Cicadellidae. Gene Ontology annotation, molecular function: protein binding. The coding region runs from base 100 to 1785 and encodes 561 amino acids. The transcript has 10 exons. The record is from RefSeq and is a predicted model, not a curated record.